AUGGACAUUAUGUUCAUGAAGACCCAGAAGACUGCCAGCAGUACAUUACUCAACAUCCUCUUCCGCUUCAGUGACAAGCACGGUUUAAAAUGGGCUUUUCCUGAUUGGCUGCAAUGACUUCUUCUACCUGUCCCCUUUCCUUUGCUCCCAGGUCCAAGACUACCAGCCUGGGGCAUGUUUCAACAUUGUAUGUAACCACAUGCGCUUUGAUGGGCAUGAGGUGGCAAAGCAUCCUACGAGACCUGGCAGAGGGGUUUUAGUCAUUCUUCCAUUAUUACUGCUUGCCGGUUCCCCUCACUCGGGGGAUCUGCGGAGACGACAAACUGGCUGAGUUUCUGUGUGACCGCAGGACCUACUUCACCCCAGGGAACUACAACUCAUUCUACAUCAUGAACGUGCUCUUCUUUGACUUUGGAUAUGAGCUGAGGGCCAAGGCCUGGAGUGGAAUGGGGCUGACAGGAGGCUCUGCCAGCAUUUUAACGCUACAUUCUGGGCCAAGGUGGAGGCGUACAGGCAGACAGGGAUUGGAGCAGGACGUGAUGGAGCUGAGGAGGUGGAAUGCAGAGAUGGCUGCCAUGUGCAUUGAGGGUGAGAGUCAGAGCAGUGGAGGCUGGGAUGAUUCGGGACAGCGAUCUGCUUCCCUGGCAGCCAGUUGGAGAGGACUCCAUCCUGGGUUACAACUUUAGGAAAAAUAUUGACCCCAAAUACAGGGAACUCUGUCGGAAAACGUUCACACCUGAAAAACAGUGCCUCAGAGCUAGGGGUCAUCCUGUGGCUCACACGCUUAUGGGGUUGCUUAAAGGAUACUAUAUCUUAGCUACAAAUGGACUCAUGGAACAGCUUGGAUUAAACAACUUGGCUGAGCACAUAAAGAUA
Coregonus sp. 'balchen' is the source of this 876-nucleotide messenger RNA. Lineage: Eukaryota; Metazoa; Chordata; Actinopteri; Salmoniformes; Salmonidae. The record is from the annotation of a GenBank genome assembly.